AAGGACUCUUAUUUAGCCUUAAAAACACACCUAGAAAAAGAAACAGACCUUGUUUAACCGAAGAUCAUGUUUCUACGCUUGCAGUUUUUUUUCAAACGCUUCUCUAGAUGAUGGCAUCUUGUACCUUGGUGGUCCCUAGCAUCCAAAACAUGUAAUAAAAACGAUAAAUAAAGAAUGGACUGACACUAGGAUUCUUUUCAAUCCUCCUCAUAUUUGAAAAGCUAGGAGGGCAGAAGCUAUGCAUUAAACAUAGUGAAAUAAAUUAAUCUAAAUUGAUAAGCAGUAGUGCUGGGCCUAGGUGAAAAAUAUAUGACGUAUAUCAUCCUAUUGUCCUUUGAUGAAUGCAAGUAAAUUCCCAACUAAAAGAUGGUGUCUUAAGUGGAAAGGCUAUAAUGAGAACAGUUGAAAGCUACUUCUGUUGAGUCCUUCUCAAACAUGACAUGCCGAAGUAGAGAUCCCUAAAUCCAUUUCCUUCUCUUCCCUCCACUGAAGUAGAGGCACCAUACUUCUGCUUGAAUGAGACCAAAUGAAAUGCAGACUUGAAAAUGGGAGGACUUGGUGAGGAUGAAAACACACCAACCUCGGGCUGCAUUGUGCCUUACCUCAAUCUAUGGACAAAUAGCUCUGUAGUAAUCGAGAUAGACAACCAUAGUUUAGAGCAUCAAAUUCUAGCAGGAAGGAAGUAAUCUUUCCGUCUUAACGCUAGAUUAACACUGCAAGUAAAAGAUAAGUUCAUCAAAACCCAUUUUGAUGUGUUUAAUUAACUUUAAGUCUCAACCACAACCACUAAAAGGUAACCCAAAUGCCAGAGAUAAGUGAUAUUAAAUAAUAGACCCUAUCCAUGCACCUAAAAACGCAGAAAGAUUCUAGCAAUUUUACUAUGAAUCAAAGGCGUCAGUGAUAUUAGCAGUUAUACAUGUCCCAACACUAGGAUGUCGAACAUAAUGAUUUGGAUGAUCAAAAUAAUUACAUGGCCAAAAACAUAUUUGUAUAUGGUGACCUUUAAUCAAGUUAGAAUACUGCAUAUUUCCCUUCAAUUAUACACAUCAACCAAAAUGCAGCUUUUGCAAUUUAUCUGAGGUAAGUUUGCAACAGAAAAAAUUGGCACCUUAUCUAGGAUUACACAAACCAUUAUAUGGUAUCAAUUUGUCUCAGAAGUAAAACAGGAACAGUUAUAUUUCAGUAUAUCAACAACUAAGUUAUCAAAAUCAAAUGCUUUAAUUACCUUCACUAUUUCUCUUGCAUCCAAUCAAAUACAUAAACUUGUCUCAGGGAAGGAGUAUCUAAUGAAAACAUAAGGCUGUCAAUUGCGGAAGAAACUGCACGGACUUUAAUUAGUUACCUUUAAGACAAGCUCGUCAUAGCAUUGUUCUACAUUCACUUAAUUUUUUGCACUGCACUCUAUCAUGAGGCAUCAAUAUUCCCGACCCAACCCGCUUCACUUUGCUGUGAAAGAUCACUGAAGAUUAAAUUCCAUGCAUAAAAUAAUGGUCGAGACUUAUU
Messenger RNA from Rubroshorea leprosula, 1503 nucleotides. Lineage: Eukaryota; Viridiplantae; Streptophyta; Magnoliopsida; Malvales; Dipterocarpaceae. The record is from the annotation of a GenBank genome assembly.